CGGCGGCGGCGGCGGCGGCGGCGGCUCGGACAGAGGGGCGGGAGCAGAGGCGGGAGCGGACGGGCUCGGGAGAGGCAGCGGAAUGGUGGACUACCACGCGGCGAACCAGUCGUACCAAUACGGCCCCAGCAGCGGGAGCAAUGGCGCCGGCGGCGGGGGUAGCAUGGGCGACUACAUGGCCCAGGAGGACGACUGGGACCGGGACCUGCUGCUGGACCCGGCCUGGGAGAAGCAGCAGCGCAAGACCUUCACAGCCUGGUGCAACUCCCACCUGAGGAAGGCCGGCACGCAGAUCGAGAAUAUCGACGAGGACUUCCGAGACGGGCUCAAGCUCAUGCUCCUCCUGGAGGUCAUUUCAGGGGAGCGGUUACCUAAGCCAGAGCGGGGCAAGAUGAGAGUGCACAAAAUCAACAAUGUGAACAAGGCACUGGACUUCAUCGCCAGCAAAGGAGUCAAGCUGGUCUCCAUCGGGGCAGAAGAGAUUGUGGACGGCAAUGCAAAGAUGACCCUGGGAAUGAUCUGGACCAUCAUCCUCAGGUUCGCCAUCCAGGACAUCUCUGUGGAAGAGACCUCUGCCAAGGAAGGGCUCCUUCUCUGGUGCCAGAGGAAGACGGCCCCGUACAAGAACGUCAACGUGCAGAACUUCCACAUCAGCUGGAAGGACGGUCUUGCCUUCAAUGCCCUGAUCCACCGGCACAGACCAGAGCUGAUUGAGUAUGACAAGCUGAGAAAGGACGACCCCGUCACCAACCUGAACAAUGCCUUUGAAGUGGCUGAGAAAUACCUAGACAUCCCCAAGAUGCUGGAUGCAGAGGACAUCGUGAACACGGCCCGGCCCGACGAGAAGGCCAUAAUGACCUAUGUGUCCAGCUUCUACCAUGCCUUUUCAGGAGCGCAGAAGGCUGAGACUGCCGCCAACCGGAUUUGCAAGGUGCUGGCUGUCAACCAGGAGAAUGAACACCUGAUGGAAGAUUAUGAGAGGCUGGCCAGCGACCUCCUGGAGUGGAUCCGGCGCACCAUCCCCUGGCUGGAGGACCGCGUGCCCCAGAAGACCAUCCAGGAGAUGCAGCAGAAGCUGGAGGACUUCCGCGACUACCGGCGCGUCCAUAAGCCACCCAAGGUGCAGGAGAAGUGCCAGCUGGAGAUCAACUUCAACACGCUGCAGACCAAGCUGCGCCUCAGCAACCGGCCCGCCUUCAUGCCCUCCGAGGGCAAGAUGGUCUCGGACAUCAACAACGGCUGGCAGCACCUGGAGCAGGCCGAGAAGGGCUACGAGGAGUGGCUGCUGAAUGAGAUCCGCAGGUUGGAGCGGCUCGACCACCUGGCAGAGAAGUUCCGGCAGAAGGCCUCCAUCCACGAGGCCUGGACCGACGGGAAGGAGGCCAUGCUGAGGCACCGGGACUAUGAGACGGCCACCCUGUCAGACAUCAAAGCCCUCAUCCGCAAGCACGAGGCCUUCGAGAGCGACCUGGCCGCACACCAGGACCGCGUGGAGCAGAUUGCCGCCAUCGCCCAGGAGCUCAACGAGCUGGAUUACUACGACUCCCACAACGUCAACACCCGCUGCCAGAAGAUCUGCGACCAGUGGGAUGCCCUUGGCUCUCUGACCCACAGUCGCAGGGAAGCCCUGGAGAAAACGGAGAAGCAGCUGGAGACCAUUGACCAGCUGCACCUGGAGUACGCCAAGCGGGCGGCCCCUUUUAACAACUGGAUGGAGAGCGCCAUGGAGGACCUCCAGGACAUGUUCAUUGUCCACACCAUCGAGGAAAUCGAGGGCCUGAUCUCAGCCCACGACCAGUUCAAGUCAACACUGCCGGACGCCGACAGGGAACGGGAGGCCAUCCUGGCCAUCCACAAGGAGGCCCAGAGGAUCGCCGAGAGCAACCACAUCAAGCUGUCAGGCAGCAACCCCUACACCACCGUCACGCCCCAGAUCAUCAACUCCAAGUGGGAGAAGGUGCAGCAGCUGGUGCCCAAGCGGGACCACGCACUCCUGGAGGAGCAGAGCAAACAGCAGUCCAACGAGCACCUCCGCCGCCAGUUCGCCAGCCAGGCCAACAUCGUGGGGCCCUGGAUCCAGACUAAGAUGGAGGAGAUCGGGCGCAUCUCCAUCGAGAUGAAUGGGACUCUGGAGGACCAGCUGAGCCACCUGAAGCAGUACGAGCGCAGCAUCGUGGACUACAAGCCGAACCUGGACCUGCUGGAGCAGCAGCACCAGCUCAUCCAGGAGGCCCUCAUCUUCGACAACAAGCACACCAACUACACCAUGGAGCACAUCCGCGUGGGCUGGGAGCAGCUGCUCACCACCAUCGCCCGCACCAUCAACGAGGUCGAGAACCAAAUCCUCACCCGCGACGCCAAGGGCAUCAGCCAAGAGCAGAUGCAGGAGUUCCGGGCGUCCUUCAAUCACUUCGACAAGGACCACGGCGGGGCGCUGGGGCCGGAGGAGUUCAAGGCCUGCCUCAUCAGCCUGGGCUACGACGUGGAGAAUGACCGGCAGAAGCAGACAGGCAGCAUGGACUCCGAUGACUUCAGGGCUCUGCUUAUCUCCACGGGAUACAGCCUGGGCGAUGCCGAGUUCAACCGCAUCAUGAGCGUGGUUGACCCCAACCACAGCGGCCUCGUGACCUUCCAAGCCUUCAUCGACUUCAUGUCGAGGGAGACCACCGACACAGACACGGCCGACCAGGUCAUCGCCUCCUUCAAGGUCCUGGCCGGGGACAAGAACUUCAUCACAGCCGAGGAGCUGCGGAGAGAGCUGCCCCCCGACCAGGCAGAGUACUGCAUCGCCCGCAUGGCCCCAUACCAGGGCCCUGAUGCUGUGCCCGGGGCCCUCGACUACAAGUCCUUCUCCACAGCCCUGUACGGCGAGAGCGACCUGUGAGGCCCCCACCGGAGAAACCCUGACCAAACACCCCUCCUCACAGCCUCCAGGAGGGGCUGGGGGAGCUCUUCUGCCCCCCUCCCCGCUACAAGGGCACCCCCUGGCCCCACUCCUCUGACUCUGUAUCUAUGCAAAGCACUCUGUCAGUCCUUCCUGGGCGGGAGCGGGGUGGGCAGGGAGGGGCUGGGGCAGGUUCUCUCCUCUCUCUUUGUCGGUGGACCAGGAGGAUCUCCCCCUCCCCCUGGAUGGGGGUGAGGGAGGCUUCCGGGGUCAGCGCUUCUGGUCUGGUAAAUAUAUAUGAUGUGUUGUUU
Molecule: messenger RNA, 3195 nt
Organism: Kogia breviceps (pygmy sperm whale)
Lineage: Eukaryota; Metazoa; Chordata; Mammalia; Artiodactyla; Physeteridae
Gene: ACTN4
Product: actinin alpha 4
Biological process (GO): actin cytoskeleton organization; muscle cell development
Cellular component (GO): plasma membrane; cell junction; cortical actin cytoskeleton
Molecular function (GO): actin filament binding; calcium ion binding
Source: RefSeq, a predicted model, not a curated record